UUAAAACCCUGUUAAGUCAAAACUCUAAACAAAUAUUCAAUUCAAAUAACCAAAUAAACCCAAAAGUCUAAUCUUCAUUUUAGACAAAAUUGUAUAAAAUCCAACCCAUCCUGAACCAAAGUCUAAUCUUCAGAGCGCGCUAUCUCAUGUGACUAGAAUGUCUCACCCCUUCCACCUCCUCCUCCUCCUCCUCACAUUCUCUCCGGCGAUCUCCAGAGCGGCGCUCAACCAAAGCGACGCCAUCAACCCCGACCAAUUCCGCUUCCCCAACCCCCGCCUCAGAGCAGCCUACAUUGCCCUCCAAACUUGGAAAACCACGGCCAUCUUCUCCGACCCCCAAAACUUCACCUCCUCCUGGGUAGGCCCCAAUGUCUGCUCGUAUUCCGGCGUAUUCUGCGCCCCUCUUCCCUCCCAACCUUCCCUCACCGUCGUCGCCGCCGUCGACCUAAACGGUGCCGACAUCGCCGGAUUCCUUCCCCCCGAACUAGCCCUCCUAUCCGACCUCGCCGUCUUCCAUCUCAACUCCAACCGCUUCUGCGGCGUCGUCCCUUCCACAUUCAGCCGCUUGAAGCUCCUCCACGAGCUCGAUCUCAGCAACAACCGCUUCGCCGGCAAGUUUCCUGCCGUCGUCCUAAAGCUACCGUCGCUUCGGUUCCUGGAUCUCAGGUUCAACGAGUUUGAAGGAAUGAUUCCGCCAGGUCUCUUCGAUCGCCCACUCGAUGCCAUCUUUCUUAACUCUAACCUCCUGCGCGGUGGAAUACCGGGGAACUUAGGAAACUCCCCUGUUUCUGUUGUUGUGCUCGCAAACAAUGAUCUUGGCGGCUGCAUUCCGUCGAGUAUUGGAAGGAUGGAGAGAAGUCUUAAUGAGAUCAUUCUUCUUAACGAUAAUCUGUCUGGGUGCAUUCCGCCGGAGGUCGGUAGGUUGCGGGAAGUUACUGUGUUUGAUGUGAGCUUUAAUGGACUGCAGGGUCCGAUUCCGGCGACUUUUGCGGGGUUGAGAAAUGUAGAGCAGCUUGAUAUUGGGAGAAAUAGGCUUACAGGAUUUGUUCCUGGUGCCGUUUGUAGGCUGCCGAAGCUGCAAAAUUUCACCUUUUCUUAUAAUUUCUUCUCUGGCGAGGCGCCGGAAUGUGUUGGGAGGAGAGGGGUGGUGUUUGAUGGGAGAGUAAACUGCAUCCCUGCAAUACCGGGACAACGACCGCCGAACCAGUGCACGGUUGCUGCUACGAAGCCUUUUGAUUGUAAGAAAGCGAACUGCGCCGGCGUCGGAGAGUUCCCACUCCCAGCGCCAGCGCACCAAGGUGGGAGACCGAGUUUGAACUCACCGCCUCCGCCGAAGCAAGGUGUAAUCUCUGGUUCCAGAUGGGCUCCUCCGCCACCUGCGCCCGUUAAUGGACAACACAAGGGACAAUUCACUGCUUCUCCACCGCCGCCAUUUUCGGGAUCAUCUCCGUCUACGAAAUCUCACCCUCCUCCGCCCAUUGGAGAAGCUCCGCCGCCUCCGCCGCCUCCGCCGCCCCCACCGACUUCUGGCUUUGAACCUGCGCGACCGCCACAUUACUCUGCACCGCCACCUAAAGCUUCGAGUCCGCCAGCGUACCAUUUGCCUCCACCGGCUGAGCAUCCUCUCCAUCCUCCGCCUCCUCCGGCGGAACAAGCAACCUCGCCUCCACCGGCCAAGCCACCGGUUCCUCACUCUCCACUUUCGCCAGAGCAACCGUGGUAUUACUCACCGCCUCCUCCAAAGCAACCGGUCAGCUCGCCACCUCCGGCAGAGCACCCCGUCUCCUCUCCUCCUCCGGCAAAGCAGCCUAUUUACUCCCCUGCUCCGGCAGAGCAACCGGUAAACUCACCACCUUCAUCCGAACAACCUGUCCAACGCUCGCCACCUCCGGCGGAGCAACCCGUCUACCAUUCCCCACCUCCAGCCGAGCAGUACCAUUCUCCACCCCCAGUGGAGCAGCCGGUUCAUCACUCACCACCUCCAACGGAACAACCGCCGUAUCAAUCGCCACCACCACCAAAACAUCCACUUCUCCAUUCUCCACCUCCGCCGCCGCUAAUAGCUUCGCCACCGCCUCCAUCUCCGCCUCCGCCGGCUAAUUGCGGAGGCGGAGGGAAUCUUCCUCUGCCGCCUGUCGUCGGAGUAUCCUAUGCGUCGCCGCCACCGCCUGUGAUACCUUACUACUGAACUUCAUGGCCGCGUGAUCAAUUAAUUUCUGGAUAUUUUUGCUGCUGCGAAGAGUAAAUAUUUUCUUUUUCUCCUUUUUAAUGUUAUUGCAAGUAAAAAGUCAGGUUUUUUUCAUGUAUUUGUACCCCGAGG
Molecule: messenger RNA, 2320 nt
Organism: Phalaenopsis equestris
Lineage: Eukaryota; Viridiplantae; Streptophyta; Magnoliopsida; Asparagales; Orchidaceae
Product: leucine-rich repeat extensin-like protein 3
Molecular function (GO): protein binding
Source: RefSeq, a predicted model, not a curated record